Aspergillus candidus is the source of this 1779-nucleotide messenger RNA. RefSeq names its product CwfJ domain protein. Gene Ontology annotation, cellular component: post-mRNA release spliceosomal complex. The record is from RefSeq and is a predicted model, not a curated record. Gene Ontology annotation, biological process: mRNA splicing, via spliceosome. Gene Ontology annotation, molecular function: RNA lariat debranching enzyme activator activity. Bases 124 to 1779 code for a protein of 551 amino acids. Lineage: Eukaryota; Fungi; Ascomycota; Eurotiomycetes; Eurotiales; Aspergillaceae. The transcript is spliced from 2 exons.
UUUUGGUCGAUAUUUAGGAUUGUCAAUUACACCAUUAACAAUUAAACUGUCCAUGCACGUCGCCAUCUACAGACUAGGAAUGCUAAUAUAGACCGUGUCAUAGUUCUUCCAACCGGCCUCACCAUGGCCUCCAAGAUAAUUGUUAUUGGAGACGUGAAUUGCGAGCUGCGCGAUGUUUUCACCAAGCUGGCAAAGCUUCAGGUGAAGCAGAACUUCUCUCUUGCUAUCAUCACUGGCGAUCUCUUUGGCGACUGUUCUACAGAGCAAGAGCUGGACCAGAUCUCUGCGCUGCUGCAGGAGAACAUCAGUGUGCCACUGCCGACUUACUUUGGCCUGGGUAGCCGGCCUCUGCCUACUCGCAUCAUCGAGAGAAUCGAAGCCAAUGACGAGGUCUGCCCGAACCUGUACUUCUUAGGGAGGCGCGGCACGCUCAAAACCGCAGAGGGCAUCCGGAUCGUCGCCCUCGGGGGCAAUCUCGAGACGGAAGCCAAGUCGACCGACAGAUACCAUCCGGGUUACACCGAAUCGGACGCCCGCGCGCUGUAUGGUGCGCACAGCGCCGACCUCCUCAUCACGCACCAGUGGCCCAAGGGCAUCCGGUUCCGAUCCCAAGUCGCGCUCCCAGAGGGUGCAACGACCCCCGACGAGGUCCAGUGCAUCGCGGAUCUCUGUGCGACCCUCAAGCCCCGCUACCACCUCUCCUCGUCGGCAGGCUUCUUCUUCGAGCGGGAGCCCUUCUUUCACAUGCCUACGGAAGACCAGCCCGACGCGAAGCCUCUCACCCGCUUCAUCAGCCUCGCGUCCUACAACAACACCUCUAAGCAGAAAUGGAUGUACGCGUUUACGUUGGACCCCAGCGCCGCGCCCCCGCUGUCCGUUCCCGCCGGUGCCACCGCCUCUCCGCUCUCUACGUCUCAAAAUAAGCGCAAACCCCUCACUAGCCAGAAAGACUCGUACAGCCGGUUCGCCGUCGACGAUGACAGCCACCGGCCACGGAAGCGCGCCCGUGCACCGCCGCCGGGGCCGGACCAGUGCUUCUUCUGCCUGUCGAACCCCAACAUCGCCACGCACCUCAUCACAUCGAUCGGCAACGAGAGCUACCUGACCACGGCCAAGGGCCCGCUCCCCACCUCGAAGACGUUCCCCUCCCUCGGCUUCCCCGGUCACAUGCUCAUCAUCCCGUUCACGCACUCCCCCACGCUACACAGCAUCCCCGACGCAGACUCGCGCAGCAACACCUACAGCGAAAUGCAACGAUACCGGACCUCCCUCCACACGAUGCUCCAGACCCGCUCGGCGGGUACGAGCACACCGCUGGGCGCGGUGACGUGGGAGGUCAGCCGCGGCAACGGCAUCCACACGCACUGGCAGUUCCUGCCGGUGCCAUCCGACCUGGUCCAGCGGGGACUUGUGGAGGCGGCCUUCAAGGUCGAAGCAGAGAACCUAAAGUACCCGAAAUUCGAGAACGUGCCGGCGACCUCGGACCCGGCGCACGAUACGGGAGAUUUCUUCCGGGUGUGGGCGUGGGCUCCGGCUUCGGGGACGGACCAGGCGGACGAGGCUCCGAGUGCGGACGUGGUCGAGAAGUGCCUGCUGCUGCCUCUGGGGCCCGAGUUCCGGUUCGAUCUGCAAUUCGGGCGGCGGGUGAUGGCCAAACUGAUGGGGUUGGAAAAACGCAUCAACUGGCGGGACGAUGUGCAGUCGGAGAGGGAGGAGGAGGCGGAUGCGAUGGCGUUCAAGGAAGCGUUUAAAGGGUUUGAUUUUACGUUGGAGGAAUGA